Messenger RNA from Apis florea (little honeybee), 4280 nucleotides. RefSeq lists its product as uncharacterized. The record is from RefSeq and is a predicted model, not a curated record. Gene Ontology annotation, molecular function: kinesin binding. Lineage: Eukaryota; Metazoa; Arthropoda; Insecta; Hymenoptera; Apidae. Gene Ontology annotation, biological process: nuclear migration; nucleus organization; cytoskeleton organization. Gene Ontology annotation, cellular component: nuclear envelope; perinuclear region of cytoplasm; membrane.
AUGUCUCGUGGACGGUAUUUGGAGCAAGAUUUCGACGACAAAUAUCGGGAAAUAACGGAUACGACGGAAGAUAGCGAUAGCGACGUAGAUGAUAUCCGGAACAUAGUGGAGAAAUCGCAAAGUCAAUUGUCACUCGCUGAGAAUUUGUUCUCGAGGUCGAACACCGGCUCGAUGCCAGAAGAUUUCACGGAACUCGAGUGCACGUGUAGAGAAAAUCUGCGGUGUCUGCACACGUUGUUAGAGUCUGUCAGCAAUUCGUUACGAAGUGAAAAAUACGUCAAGCAAAUUCGUGGCAUAUUAGAGAAGUGGGAAUCGUUGACAAGCAGAGUGGAGGAAACGCAAAUGGCCACUGCGCUCCACCGCGAGUUAACCACUCUGCGCACGGAAUUCAAAGCUGCGCACGACAGACUUUUCUCGUACGAGAUCGUAUUGGAGCAGCCACACGUCCUCGACGAGAGAAUUAAUCGAAUCACGGCCGAACUGGCAGCGUUGAGGGAUCGCAAGGCGGCUAUGCUGGCGUUGAACGUCUCGACGCACAGACUGAUCACCGAUCUAGGUAACUCCGCCUCGUUGAUCUUCACCGCGCUCAAGGAUGGUGUGGCGGAUCUGUAUCGCGUCUGGGAUGAAACCUUUCAAAAAGGCAAUCAACAAUUGUGCGCUCUGCAAGCCGUCCAACAGUUCAGUAUACGUUUGUCGGAGCUUCAGUGCGCUUUACGGAGGGAUAAGGACACACUUGCAGUUUUGGACGUGGCCCUACAGGCAGGAGCCACUUCGGAGGUUGCUUCGUCUGUUCGUCACGUCGCAAGGUUGUUGUCCGAGAAACAAGACAUCAGUUGUCAGAACGGGACGGUGGUGUUGAAAGACUCGAGCACGGAGGAAGUGGGCAGCGGGGUGUCGGGGAAAUUCGGCGACUCGUCGCCGAUCAGUCUGACCGAAGGUGGCUCGCUGUCCGACAGCGGGAUCUCCGACAGUGGAAGCGAGCAAGAGUUGAGCGAGCGGGAGAGAAGAUUGGCCGCCCUUCGACGAUUGACCCGCAGCUUGGAGAGUCAGCUGGCGCCCGGAAGCGAGGCCCUGGUCGAGCUGCUGAAACGUGUCGAGGACGCGGAAACGGAACUAAGGGAUCUUCAGAAGCAGUGCAGAGAAUUGAUCGUACGCACAGCCGCCAGUGUCGAGGCGAGAGCUGCCAAGAGGACGAGCGGCAACCAGGUUCAUCAUUUCGUCGACAAGCGCAAGAAGGCCAGCGUCGCGGUGAUGUCGAAGGAGGGUACGGAGCGUGUCGCUGCGAUCGCGGCGAAAAGUGGCGCCACGGACGGCGGGGACCCAGACCACGAUCCGGGGCUUUCCCACAGUUGGAUCUCGCGUAUUCUGAGAGCGGCGCUGCCCUUCCAGCUGGCCCUGGUCGCCCUCUUCUACGCAGCCAGCCUGCUCGAGCCUCAUUGCUGCGAGGCGACCAACACUCUCAACCUCUCGCUCACCCCUCAACUGCGCUACGUAAGGGGCCCACCACCUGUCUGAACGUCGCGACGUCCGAUCGUUUGUUGGAAAAGUUUUUUCACGCGGCGUCCGCGCUCCAUGGGAUCUCUCCACGGAGUACAUCGUUCGAAUCAUCGUAGAAACCCUCAGUCACCGAGCACAGCUUGGCUCCCUUCCCAAAUUACAAGUUGGUCAUUACAUUAUUGCGUUUUCGUCGAUAUGAUGUAUAAUCGAGUUGAUAUGGGUCGUUACAGAGUGUCGUUACGUUUGAGAGAGCGCAGAGUAAGUUUUGGAAAAUUCGCGGUACAAUUCGAGUAUUCGAGUACGCUGUCAACGAGGUUGAGAGAUUCGAAUCGAGAAUUCAUUCGUUGGGAUUGAAUGGUAAAAAUGCGGAUGUGUUCCGGUGUGUUCGAAAAUGGUGAGAUAUUUAUUAGAUAUUUCGAAUAUAUCUUUAAUAUUUGUGUUCAUACUUUUUUUUUUUUUUUUUAAAGUAUGAAACUUAGAUAGCUUCUUUUUUCCAAUUAAGAAUCGUCGAUGGAGUAAAAGAAUCGUUGACACAUUCGAUUCUCGAUCUCACUGCGUUUUUUCUUACAUUUUUACUUUUAUCCUUUUGUACUGCCAUAAUUAUUUCGAGUGUUCAAUUUUCGAGUCAAUUAAUAACACGAAAGCUCAAACUUAGAAGAAGAAAGAAACUAUAAUCUCGUAUAAUUUAUAAAAUAUAAAACAAUGUCAAAUUAGUUUCUUUCAGAGAUGCAACGAAUCGCGCUCGAGCGGGAAAAUCUGAGCUCGUUUGAAAUUGUGAUAUAUAAAUCGAAAAAAAGAAAAAGUAAGUAGAAUAAACGUAUAAUAAUCAGUGACUGAGGUAAUGACGUUAGACAAUGAGUGUUAGGUCAAAAAUGGAAAAAAAGAAAAAAAUGAUAAAUAAGGGAGAAUUUUUUUUAUACGAAUUUUUUAGCAAGAUGAAUUAUUUAAAAAUCGUACGAAUCGUGUAUGAGAACGAGAGGUAAGUAUAGUUUCGUAUACCUGCUCUUAGCCGAAGUGCGAAAUCGAGAAUGAAUGAGAGUUGAAGAGCCACGCAGACGACAAUCUUUGAAUCGUAUUGAAUGUAAAAAGACGAAUCGAAACCUCUUAGCAUAAUUUGCAAAUUCUAGAAGAACGAAGAAAAUUGAUGAAAUAUAAAUAAGCUAUAUAUAUAUAUACAUAUAUAUGAACGAUUAAGAAAGAUAAGGUUGACAGAUAUUUAUAAAAAGAAAAACUUUAUCUUCUAUUUUCAACAGAAUUUGCAACAGAGUCAAUUAUGAUGACGACGAACGAAAUGAAUUUUUAACUCGCAUAAUCGAGUACGAGGUUUUUUAAAAAAAAACUGACCGGUGAGUCGGUGGCGCUUUUUGUUAUAUAGUAUAAAUAUUUAUUUAUAUAUAUAUAUAUGUUGCAAAUUAUAUAUAUAUACCAUAUACAUAUUAUUGUUUGUAAUUUAAUGUCGAUCGAGAAAGAAGGUAUUUUAUAACGUUGUAUGGAGGAUUGAAAAAUGAAGAGGAAGCAACGUUCUUUACAUGAACGCUUCCGUAGGAUGACUGUCAUGCAUGUUAAAUGACAGUAAUAUCAUCGUUUUAUUGUUUUCAACAAUUUUUGUUUUUUUUUUCUUUUUAGUUUGUUUUUAUAUAUAAAGGAUGACUGCUUCUAAGAGAGCAGUUGGUAGCAUUGGCUAAAGAAUGCUACCUGUGGAGAAACUUCCUUUGCUAAAAUUCUCGAAGAUUUAUCUUAAUUAAUAAUUAACACUUGCAUAAUAUAGGGAAGAUAAAGAAGAGAAAAGAGAAUUUCUCUUUAAAGAUUUCAAAGUUUAUCAAUGUCAAACGAGUGUCAACGAAUAAGAUUGAUAUUCGAACUCACGGCACUCAGAAUUAUAGCAAACGAAUUUUCUUCGCGUUAUAUCUUCGGAUUCUCUUUUUGAUCGUUCUAAUAAAAAAGGAAAAAAAAAAAAAGAAGAAGUAGAAGGCCUAAAAUGUUUUCGAUUCCACUCGAAGAAAGUGAAUCGACAAAAAGAGAUCUGAAUUGUUGUAAACACAGGUUUCUGGAAUUCUAAUGAAACUAACUAGAUUAACCAGGUCCUGUGAUAAUUUCAUUAAAAUACCAGCGAUACGCGCAGUUACCAGACGGUACUGGCGUGAAAAAUAUAAAAUUAUCUUGCUUCUUCGAAGAACAUCCCAUAUAUCAAAGAACAAGAUCAUUUUCUUCGAAGUUCCAUAGAACUUGGCGGUUCUAUCCGCAAAUUUUAUCAUCGAUCAUCGAUCGAUACAUCCACGAAAAUUCACAAGGGUAUCGAAUAAUAACAAUGGCAGAGUUUGAUAAAAAAAAAAAAAUUUCCAUAUCCUAUCCACUGAUCGUGGACGGAAGGAAAACACGUUGAAAGGAUUGAAAAGAAUAGAAACACGCCCUUGAAUGAACAUGACUCGCUUCAUAUUGCGAUCAUGCGGUUGAACUUGGAGCAAAAAUGAUGCAUGCUCGAGAAGAUGAAUGGGAAAGAAGAAGUGAAAUUAGUAAGAGACAAUGAUGAUAAAUGAUAAAUGUGUGAUAAGAAGGUGAAUAGUUCUCAAGAUGGAGGAUGACUUUAAGAAAGAAUGUACUGAUAAAUAUAAAUACCGCAAAUGGGACUUUAGGAAUGAUGUUGCUUCUUCAAUUGAGAACGUUGUCUUAUUGGAUUUUUAUUACGAUUUGAAGGUGAUUUACUCGAUUCUAACGAAAUGAUAUGAUUAAGGAAACAGGAAUAGGUGGGUUUUUAUAUUAAUAUAUGCUUCUAAUUAUCGCUU